This is a messenger RNA of Gastrolobium bilobum, 2330 nucleotides long. Its product is annotated as probable L-type lectin-domain containing receptor kinase S.5. Gene Ontology annotation, cellular component: plasma membrane. Gene Ontology annotation, biological process: protein phosphorylation. Gene Ontology annotation, molecular function: ATP binding; protein kinase activity; carbohydrate binding. The coding region runs from base 1 to 2097 and encodes 698 amino acids. The transcript has 2 exons. NCBI's taxonomy places the organism in Eukaryota, Viridiplantae, Streptophyta, Magnoliopsida, Fabales, Fabaceae. The record is from RefSeq and is a predicted model, not a curated record.
AUGUCUCCACGGCGAUACUUCACCGCCGUCAUUAGCAUUCUGCUGCUGUUCCCGGAGGCGACAAGACAAGCCCAGAUUCUCAAAAUAGAAAAUCACGUCUUUGGUUACUUCAACUCCUCUAACUCUAACAUGUUCAACACUAUAGCCUCUGCAACGAUCAACAACCUCGGCGCCGGCGCCCUCCAAGUCACGCCGGACAGCAACAACGUCAAUCUGACCAACAACUCCGGCAGAGUCCUCUUCAACGAGCGGUUCCAGCUCUGGGACGACGACAACGGUGACUUCAACGGAAAACUAGCUUCCUUCAACACCUCCUACCUCGUCAACGUGUUUCCCGUCAACAACGCUACCCCAGGUGAAGGUCUCGCCUUCGUUAUUUCACCUUCUCUUUCGAUCCCUCUCAACAGUUACGGUCAGUAUCUUGGUCUCACCAACGCCACCACCGACGGUAACGUCACAAACCAAUUCGUCGCCGUCGAAUUGGACACCGUGAAACAGGACUUUGACCCCGACAACAACCACAUCGGACUCGACAUCAACAGCGUUCGUCACAAAGUUAGUGUUCCGCUGUCUCCGUUUGGGUUUCAGAUCGCUCCCAACGUUCCUAAGUUCUACGCGCUGUGGGUGGAGUACGACGGUGUACGGAAGGUGAUUGAUGUGUACAUGGCGGCGCAGGAUGAUAAGAACGCUCCCAUUGUAGCGAAACCAACGAAGCCUGUGUUGAGUUCGGCUCUUGAUCUCAAAAGUUUGGUGAAUCAGUGGUCGUAUUUUGGGUUCUCUGCUUCAACUGGGACAACCUAUGAGUUGAACUGUGUUCUUAGAUGGAAUAUAUCUAUUGAGGUUUUUCCUCAUAAGAGUAAAGAUGGGAACUUGUUGAAGAUUGGUUUGGGGGUUGGGGCGCCUCUGGUGAUUCUUGUUGUGGUUGGUGUUGUUGUGUUGGUUUAUUAUUAUGUAAGCAGGAAAAGAAGGGAAAGUGACUCUGAUUCUCAUAUUGUUGGGACCCUCAAGAGCCUUCCGGGAACACCAAGAGAGUUUAGGUUCCAGGAAUUGAAGAAAGCAACAAACAAUUUUGAUGAAAGGCUCAAACUUGGAGAAGGUGGGUAUGGUGUUGUUUAUAGAGGAACACUGUUGAAGGAGAAGUUGGAAGUGGCUGUUAAGAUGUUCUCGAGGGACAAGAUGAAAAGCACUGAUGAUUUCUUGGCUGAGCUCACCAUUAUUAAUCGUCUCCGUCAUAAACACCUUGUUCGGUUACUAGGAUGGUGCCAUAAAAACGGGGUAUUGCUCUUAGUGUAUGAUUACAUGCCUAAUGGAAGCUUGGACAAACACAUUUUCUGUGAGGAAGGGACAAGCACUACCCCACUGGGUUGGCAUCUAAGAUACAAGAUCAUAUCAGGGGUGGCUUCUGCAUUGAAUUACCUACAUAACGAGUAUGAUCAGAAAGUGGUUCACAGAGACCUUAAAGCAAGCAACAUCAUGCUGGACUCAGACUUCAAUGCACGUUUAGGUGACUUUGGUUUGGCACGUGCAUUGGAGAAUGAGAGAACAUCAUACGCAGAGUUGGAAGGAGUGCAUGGCACCAUGGGAUACAUAGCACCAGAAUGCUUUCACACAGGCAAGGCCACACGUGAGUCAGAUGUUUAUGGAUUCGGGGCUGUCCUACUAGAGGUUGUGUGUGGUCAAAAGCCAUGGACAAAGAUUGAGGGGUAUCAGUUUUUGGUGGAUUGGGUGUGGCACUUGCAUCGUGAAGGAAGGAUACUAGAGGCAGUGGACCCUAGACUUGGGAAUGACCCUAGACUUGGGAAUGACUAUGUGGUUGAAGAGGCAGAGAGGAUAUUGAAAUUAGGACUUGCAUGCUCUCAUCCUAUUGCAUGUGAGAGACCAAAAAUGCAAAACAUUGUUCAAAUCAUAUCUGGGUCAGUGAAUGUGCCUCAUGUGCCACCAUUCAAACCAUCUUUUGUGUGGCCAGCUAUGGAUCUAGAAAGCGUUGCAAUUGACAUAUCAGGAACAACCACUUCUCAAUACACAUCCAUUACCAGUGGUGGAACCACAUUGGGGCUAGCUCGUGUCAAGGCACCAGCUAGUUUUCAAACUUGUUAGAAUUUGGCAUGAGUAGAGGCUAAAACUUGACAGCUAUGCAAAACAGAUGAAGUGAUAAUAAAGGCUAAAUUUUUUGGCACGAGCUAAUAUUUUUUGCUGCUAAGCCACUGCCCAUUACCACUAAUACACUAUCUUCUUCUUUGCAUGUUGAAUUCUCAUAUAGCAACUCUCUGGUCUACUCAGCACCCGCCUUUAUGUUACAGCAAUGUGUCAAUUUAAUUUAGUUUAAGUGC